This is a messenger RNA of Arabis nemorensis, 1635 nucleotides long. Lineage: Eukaryota; Viridiplantae; Streptophyta; Magnoliopsida; Brassicales; Brassicaceae. The record is from the annotation of a GenBank genome assembly.
AUGGAAAAUUCGAAACCAUCCCCUGUAUUUUCAUUUCUUUCCAUUUUGGCCUUAUAUUUUUCAUUCUUCACCAUAACACCAACUUCUUCAGCUUCCUUACAAGAUCAAUUCAUCAGCUGUCUCCAAAGAAACACAAAUGUUUAUUUCCCACUCGAAAAUACGUUUUUCGCACCUGCGAAAAACGUCUCUAUGUUUAGCCAAGUCCUUGAAUCGACGGCUCAGAAUCUCCGGUUCUUGACAAAAACCAUGCCUAAACCAGGAUUCAUAUUCAAACCGAUUCACGAGUCUCAUGUCCAAGCUUCCAUAAUCUGUUCCAAGAAACUUGGGAUUCAUUUCCGUAUCAGAAGCGGCGGUCACGACUACGAAGGUCUGUCUUAUGUCUCGGAGAUGGAAAAACCAUUUAUAUUGAUGGAUCUAUCGAAGCUGAGACAGAUCAACAUUAAUAUUAAAGACAACACUGCUUGGGUUCAAGCUGGUGCAACGGUUGGUGAACUUUACUACAGAAUUGCUGAGAAGAGUAAAGUCCAUGGAUUCCCGGCGGGUUUGUGCUCGAGCUUAGGGAUUGGAGGGCACAUAACAGGUGGUGCAUAUGGUUCCAUGAUGAGGAAAUACGGUCUUGGUGCAGAUAACGUUCUAGACGCAAAGAUCGUUGAUGCUAACGGUCGAUUACUCGAUAGAGCCGCGAUGGGCGAGGAUACGUUUUGGGCGAUCAGAGGAGGCGGCGGAGGGAGUUUUGGGGUAAUCCUAGCAUGGAAGAUGAAACUUGUUCCUGUUCCUAGGACCGUGACCGUCUUCACCGUCACGAAAACGUUAGAACAAGACGUAGGAAACAAGAUUCUUUCGAAGUGGCAAGUAGUUGCGGACAAGCUUGUCGAAGAGUUAUUCAUCCGAGUGAUCUUCAACGUAGCUGGAAUCAACAGGAACAAGACAGUGACGACGUCGUACAAUGCUCUGUUUCUUGGAAACAAAGGCACAUUGAUGAAAGUAAUGAAGAAGAGUUUUCCGGAGCUAGGCCUAACACCGAAAGAUUGUACCGAAAUGAGCUGGCUCGAAUCCAUUGUUUACAUUUCCGGAUUCCCGAGCCGCACUCCUACUAGUGUUUUGCUUCAAGGGAAGUCUCCUUUCCCCAAGAAUAAUUUCAAAGCCAAAUCGGAUUUCGUGAAAACCCCGGUUCCCGAAUCAGGGCUUAAAGGGAUGUUCAAGAAGUUGCUUAAAGAAGAUAUUCCAAUGAUGAUAUGGAAUCCAUACGGAGGAAUGAUGGCGAAAAUCCCUGAAUCCCAAAUACCUUUUCCGCAUAGAAAAGGAGUCAUUUUCAAGAUUCAGUACGUAACGAGUUGGCCAGACAGCGACAAGAGACCGAGCAAGCACAUCAACUGGAUCAGAGAUCUGUACAAUUACAUGACGCCUUAUGUCUCGACGCAUCCACGACAAUCCUACGUGAACUACCGCGAUCUAGACCUUGGAAAGAACAAGAAAAACAUGAAAUCGAGCAUGAAACUCAAACAAGCUCAAGUUUGGGGAGCUAAGUACUUCAAAGACAAUUUCAACAGAUUGGUGAGGAUUAAAUCAAAGGUUGAUCCAUAUAACUUCUUCAGACAUGAACAGAGCAUCCCAACUCUACCUGUUCGAAGCUAA